This is a messenger RNA of Linum tenue, 1572 nucleotides long. NCBI's taxonomy places the organism in Eukaryota, Viridiplantae, Streptophyta, Magnoliopsida, Malpighiales, Linaceae. The record is from the annotation of a GenBank genome assembly.
AUGAUUGUUGCCUCUUCAGGAAUCGCUGCAACACUACUGCCUAAUGCAUCAACAGCACAUUCAAGGUUUAAGAUUCCCUUGGAGAUAGAUCAGACUUCAACAUGCAGCAUUAGAAAGGGUACACGUCUUGCUACUUCACUAGCUGAAGCAGAUCUUAUUAUAUGGGAUGAGGCACCGAUGAUCCAUCGAUUAUCUUUUGAAGCUGUUGAUAGAACUCUAUGUGAUAUCAUGAAUGUUCCUUUAACGGGCGAAGGAUACAAACCAUUUGGAGGAAAGACUGUUCUGCUUGGAGGAGAUUUUAGACAAACGCUGCCAGUGGUCCCAAAUGCAGGGAGGGAAGAGAGUGUUGACUCCUCACUAACACGAUCAUACCUAUGGAACUUUUGUACUGUGCUGCAUCUAUCCAGGAAUAUGCGUGUGAAUUCGGCAGCAAUUAACCAGCAGACAAUAUUUGAUGGCAUGACCUUUGCUGAUUGGACAUUGGCCAUUGGAAAUGGCCAGAUUCAUGGCAGCAGCUUCAAAAAGGACCAACCUCCUGAUUGGAUCCCCAUACCACCAGUUUGUUUGCUCCCUCCCAGUUCUGAACCAACAUCAACAAUAUGUGAUCACAUAUAUACAGACUUCUCAAGAAGCUAUCACCAAGCGUCCUACCUCACAGCCAGGGCAAUUGUGACUCCAACUAACAAGAAUGUCACUGAAAUAAAUGACCAUAUGUUGGAACGAGUGCGCGGCAGAACACACAGCUAUUUCAGUGCAGACGCAAUACAUUCUGACUCCAAAGAUUGCCAAAGACUGGAAGCUGAGUAUCCUCCUGAAUUCCUGAACACACUGUCUUUCAGUGGCUUUCCUGAUCAUGAGAUUGGCCUCAAAAUUUUUGCACCAGUUAUGUUACUCAGAAACCUAAACCCUGAAAUAGGUUUGUGCAAUGGAACGCGGAUAAUGGUCACAUACCUGACUACCUACGUCAUAAAAGGACUGAUAAUGGGUGGUGCAUAUGCUGGUUCUGUUGUCGCAAUACCUAGGAUUGUUGUCAACAUCGACAACCGCAACUGGCCUUUCAUACUUAAGCGGAGGCAGUUCCCAGUUAGACUCUGCUAUGCAAUGACCAUCAACAAAAGUCAGGGGCAAACUCUUGAUCGUGUUGGUGUUUUCCUCCCAAAACCAGUUUUCAGCCACGGUCAAUUAUAUGUUGCUGUUUCCAGAGUAAGGUCUGCAGAAGGGCUGAAGUUUCUUAUUGAAAACGAAGAUCACAUUCCAGCAGGAUACACAAGGAACAUAGUCUAUAACGAAACAUUUGACUCACUUGGCGGUUCAUCUUGCUCCAUACCUCCACAUGCCACCAGGUUUGUUCAAUGCCUUCCUUUAGUCAACAGUUCUCUGCUUCCCAUGCUUUACACUGAUUUAUUGCAUUUUCUUGCGUCCGAUUUACCAGCCAAUGAAUCAAGCAGCCACCACACAAAUCCACACACAAGCUGUUGGUUCCUCUUCGUAAUGCUCCAAUACACAAUCUCUUGCAACCACAAACCUCUGAUUACAGUUCCGCUUUUGAUGACAGCCCUGCAAACCACAUGA